AUGGGUCAUCGAACAGGAAUGAUCCUUGUCCUAGCUCUGGUUGUAAUGUCCGUUAGGGGUUCGGACGCAUCGGCCUUGCAACAGACGAAGUUCGGCGCGCCGCUUCUGACUGAAAAAAUCGCAACAAAUAGAUCAAUAAUUGUCGAUAUUGAAGGCAAAGGAGACUACACUUCGGUUCAAAAAGCCAUUGAUGCUGUCCCUGUUGGUAACUCUAAUUGGAUCAUCGUCCAUGUCCGUAAAGGAAUAUACAAGGAGAGAGUGCACAUUCCGGAGAACAAGCCGUUCAUAUUCAUGAGAGGUAACGGAAAAGGAAAGACGAUCAUCGAAUCAUCGCAAAGUUCGGUCGAUAAUGUUGCUUCAGCCACUUUCAAAGUCGAAGCUAAUCACUUCGUUGCUUUUGGUAUCAGCAUCAGGAAUGAUGCACCGGUGGGAUUGGCGUUCACGUCUGACAACCAAUCGGUGGCAGCGUUUGUGGCUGCUGAUAAAGUAGCGUUUUACCAUUGUGCGUUCUACAGCUUGCAUAACACUUUGUUUGAUAACAAAGGUAGACAUUACUACCAUGAGUGUUACAUCCAAGGCUCCAUCGACUUCAUCUUCGGUCGUGCAACUUCCAUUUUCAACAAUUGUGAGAUAUUUGUGAUAUCGGACAAGAGGGUGAAACCGUAUGGGUCAAUCACAGCACAUCACAGGGAACACACAGAGGAACACACAGGUUAUGUGUUCAUAAGAGGCAAAGUGUACGGAAUCGAUGAGGUUUACUUAGGCCGAGCCAAAGGACCUUAUUCUCGAGUCAUCUUUGCCAAGACUUACUUGUCCAAGACCGUUGUUCCUAGCGGUUGGACCAACUGGAGCUACGACGGUUCGACCAAGGAUUUAUACCAUGCGGAGUAUAAGUGUCAUGGACCAGGUGCUGAGAGACAAGGUAGAUCAGAUUGGGCUAAAGAACUUACGAAACAAGAAGUUGAGCCUUUCUUGUCCAUUGAUUUUAUUGAUGGAUCUUCUUGGCUCCCUGUUUGGCUUGUGCAACAUUCCUAG
Eruca vesicaria subsp. sativa (arugula) is the source of this 1035-nucleotide messenger RNA. NCBI's taxonomy places the organism in Eukaryota, Viridiplantae, Streptophyta, Magnoliopsida, Brassicales, Brassicaceae. The record is from the annotation of a GenBank genome assembly.